AUGCGAUUUUCCGGCGCGUUCUUCGAGAGGUUUUCGGAUCGCCAUAGCAACGACGCGCAACGCUACCGCCGGUCGUGCUGCGCCGUCGCGAUAAGGGUCGGCGGCGCCGCGUCAGUCCGCGCGUUACGCCGGCACUCGGCAGAGUAUGUCCGUCCGCCGGUCGUUGCGGUCGCCGUUUACGUUGCAUCGUGCAGUCGUGCUUUUCGUCCGGAAAAACGUGGAAAAUCGAAACUCGUGGUCGGACAAUAUUGCCGGAAGGAAGUCGGAACGUUUUCUUCACUUCACCGGAACAACAACAUAUGA
This is a messenger RNA of Macrosiphum euphorbiae (potato aphid), 303 nucleotides long. NCBI's taxonomy places the organism in Eukaryota, Metazoa, Arthropoda, Insecta, Hemiptera, Aphididae. The record is from the annotation of a GenBank genome assembly.